AUGCCCUAUGUGACAGUUCCUCGAGGCGUUGUCCUCCUAGAUCAACCACGCGCCUUUCGCUAUCUGCGCCAGGACCCGUUUUCAGCGUUGCGCAGUUCAAGCCUUGGCAGUGGACUUCAAGCCGUCCCAGCUGCAAGAGCCAUAGCAAUAUUGUCAAUGUCUAAAUACGGCAAGAACCAUGAAUAUGUAUACGAUGCCGGAGCCACCAGAUCAAAUCAGGUUGCGAGCUACCCAGGCAUUGCGCAGCCCGCAUUCGCCUCGCAUUACACGGAUGCGCCCGCGCUACUAGGCCAUGAGUCCACGAGUGCAGAGGUGCCCUACAUCCCUAGCUCGACAUACGAGUCACGCGGCAUAGGAGACGUUCAAUCCAACCCAGCAUUUAUCGACGCAAUAGCUCGUCAUCCCGCCUCACUUGCAGAUACUGAAACGGAAAUCACCGAACCGAUUACACCUGCGCAAGGUACAGCUGGAUCUCUGGUAACGUUGCAACUCCGAACGAAUUACGACCUUGAUGCGAACCAGCAUACCUUCAUACUCAUGUUUGGCCAAAAGAAGUGCGUUGGUGCACUUCAAAAAGUCGACUACGAAGACGACGAAUCGUGGUACAACUACGUUCUGAACGUCGAAGUGCCCCCUUUCCCACUGACCAACACAUUCGAUCCAACCAUGAUGUUGAAACUGCAGAUGGAAGAUAAGAUGGGUAACCUACGAUCGCAAACGAACGCGGGGAAGUUCACCUAUACCGACAUGUCGCCAAACCUCGCAUAUCAAUCAUCGCCGGAUUUCUCCAGAAAACGAAAGUACUCACCCGAGUUUGGCAAUGAUCGAGAAUUUUCCGACGGUAAUGCUGCAAAGCGAACGUUUGCGAAGCCACGCGCUAUGUCUGGAGCGUAUUCUGCUGCACACAUGUCACCGCUGGCGACCCAGUCUGCGCUGGCCAGUUCGUACGCACAGAGUAGCAGGUACAAUCUAGCAAAGCCAGCAAACUACGGUUCGCAACUGCCGCAGAAAGGCCUUUACGCAGUACCCUCAGGCAUGGGCAUGAGCCAUGGUGAAUACGAGCUUCCACAGAUGUCGCCAAUGCUGCAUUCAUAUGCCCCCUAUAAUCCCCUCGCCAGUACUGGUCGAAACCCCACCGCCCCCGUCUUGCCUUCACCGUCCACUAUUUCUACACCAGUCCUCGUCCGAGCCACACAUCUUGCGCAGGCGAGUGGGAGCACGUCUUCAGUCCGGCCUUUCAACCCGUAUGCUAUGAGUCAGAGCAAGGCGAUGCUAAAGAUAGACGGAGAUCUUGACAAGAUGGCAGACGAUUGGUCGCAGGAAGAGUUGGAGGCCAAAAGACGGCUUGUUGGGUUCGAACGAUCGCAAAAUGGCAGCACCAUAACGACUUCCUUCGAGCCUACUCCAGGGGAAGGUCGGGAUGCACGUCGUAUCUGCGUCAGCUGUAUCUGGUGGGAAGAAAAGGACGAGUGCUUCAUCACAAGUGUAGACACGAUAUAUCUUCUGGAGCAACUCGUGAACGUACGCUUUACCGUCGAGGAGAAAAAUCGCAUACGUCGCAACCUCGAGGGUUUUCGCCCCCUCACCGUAUCGAAGGCAAGACCAGAUAGCGAAGGAUUCUUCAAGGUUAUCAUGGGCUUUCCCCAUCCCAAACCUCGCAAUAUCGAGAAAGACGUCAAAGUAUUUCCCUGGAAGAUACUCGCGCAUGCACUAAAGAAGAUUAUCAGCAAAUAUUCUGCUAGCUAUGCUUCAACGGCCGGUGCUGGGCAUCUCCCACUUUCCACAACCUCCUCGUACGCUCCAAGCGCCACCCCGCAGGCAACGUUGGGCGCCCAUCGAAACGCGUCACCACAAUCAGUGCCCACGUCCACUGCUUCAACGGCCUACACACGUAACUUGGCCUCUUCUAGCCUAUCGCCCCACCAGAAGGUGGCAGCAGGGCUCGAAGGAUCAGCAGGACAGGGCAUACCGGUUUCUCAGAGGACACCUCCAGGACAGAGCAUGACUCCGUGGAGCAAUUCCACUCAUCAGAUGUCACAAUACCCCUCAACGAUGUCUCAUGAGGGGCGAGGGUCCUGGGACUAUGGGUAUCUAAGUGCUUCGGCUGCAACGGAAGUGCCGCCAAUCCCCCAUUCGCUGCAAAUGCCACGACAGAACGCGACGCCCAACCUCAGCCACAUAUCCGCAACCCAUACCUACCAUCAAUACGGCGAAGACACGACGAGGGUGUAG
Messenger RNA from Alternaria burnsii, 2232 nucleotides. RefSeq lists its product as uncharacterized. The transcript has 4 exons. Gene Ontology annotation, cellular component: nucleus. The record is from RefSeq and is a predicted model, not a curated record. The coding region runs from base 1 to 2232 and encodes 743 amino acids. NCBI's taxonomy places the organism in Eukaryota, Fungi, Ascomycota, Dothideomycetes, Pleosporales, Pleosporaceae.